AUGGAGCCGGCGGAGCGGGCGGGCGGCGGGGACCCCCCGGAGCCGGGCGGGCGCCCCGGCCCGGGCCCGCCGCGGUGCUUCGUCCCGCAGAAGGAGAUCGUCUACAACAAGCUGCUGCCCUACGCCGAGCGCCUGGACGCCGAGUCCGACCUGCAGCUGGCCCAGAUCAAAAGCAACCUGGGCCGGGCCGUGCAGCUGCAGGAGCUGUGGCCCGGGGGCCUCUUCUGGACCCGGAAACUCUCCACAUAUAUUCGACUUUAUGGGAGAAAAUUUAGCAAAGAAGAUCAUGUUCUUUUUGUCAAGUUAUUGUAUGAGCUGGUAUCAAUUCCAAAACUGGAAAUCAGCAUGAUGCAGGGAUUUGCGCGUCUCUUGAUCAACUUGUUAAAAAAAAAGGAACUUCUUUCAAGAGAUGAUUUGGAGCUACCUUGGAGACCACUUUAUGACAUGGUGGAAAGAAUAUUAUAUUCCAAGACAGAGCACCUAGGAUUAAAUUGGUUUCCUAAUUCUGUAGAAAAUGUACUCAAAACACUCGUGAAAAGCUGCCGACCAUAUUUUCCAGCAGAUUCGACAGCGGAGAUGCUAGAAGAAUGGCGGCCUUUAAUGUGCCCUUUUGAUGUAACAAUGCAAAAGGCCAUCACUUAUUUUGAACUAUUUCUUCCUACCUCCCUUCCUCCAGAAUUGCAUCAUAAAGGUUUUAAACUUUGGUUUGAUGAAUUAAUUGGCCUUUGGGUUUCAGUGCAAAAUCUCCCACAGUGGGAGGGGCAACUAGUAAAUCUCUUCGCACGAUUGGCUACAGAUAAUAUAGGGUACAUAGAUUGGGAUCCAUAUGUACCAAAGAUAUUUACAAGAAUUUUGAGAAGCUUGAACCUCCCAGUGGGAAGUAGUCAAGUGUUAGUCCCAAGAUUUUUAACAAAUGCUUAUGAUAUAGGACAUGCUGUAAUAUGGAUCACCGCUAUGAUGGGUGGACCAAGUAAACUAGUGCAAAAACACUUGACUGGUUUGUUUAACAGCAUCACAUCUUUUUACCAUCCUUCAAAUAAUGGGCGCUGGCUGAACAAGUUAAUGAAACUACUUCAGCGGUUGCCAAACAGUGUUGUUCGAAGAUUGCAUCGUGAGAGAUACAAGAAGCCUUCUUGGUUAACUCCUGUGCCUGAUAGCCAUAAGCUUAGUGAUCAAGAUGUUACAGACUUUGUACAAUGCAUUAUUCAACCUGUCCUCUUGGCUAUGUUUAGCAAAACCGGUAGUUUAGAAGCAGCCCAGGCUCUGCAGAACCUUGCACUCAUGAGACCUGAGUUAGUAAUACCCCCGGUACUUGAAAGAACUUACCCUGCACUAGAGACUUUAACAGAACCUCACCAGCUCACGGCCACUUUAAGCUGUGUAAUUGGAGUAGCCCGCAGUUUGGUGUCAGGGGGCAGAUGGUUUCCUGAAGGUCCAACACAUAUGCUACCUCUGUUGAUGAGAGCGCUGCCUGGUGUGGAUCCAAACGACUUUAGUAAAUGCAUGAUUACAUUCCAGUUUAUAGCAACAUUUUCCACUCUGGUGCCUUUAGUAGACUGUUCAUCUGUACUCCAGGAGAGAGAUGACCUCACAGAGGUGGAACGAGAACUGUGUUCAGCCACAGCUGAAUUUGAGGACUUUGUCUUACAGUUUAUGGACAGAUGCUUUGGACUUAUUGAAAGUAGCACAUUGGAGCAAACAAGAGAAGAGACAGAAACUGAGAAAAUGACUCACUUGGAGAGUUUAGUCGAAUUAGGUCUGUCAUCUACAUUUAGUACAAUCCUCACACAGUGUUCCAAAGAAAUAUUUAUGGUGGCCCUUCAGAAGGUUUUUAAUUUUUCGAUUUCACAUAUAUUUGAAACAAGAGUGGCAGGUCGUAUGGUGGCAGACAUGUGCCGUGCUGCUGUAAAGUGCUGCCCAGAGGAAUCUUUGAAGCUAUUUGUUCCCCACUGCUGCAGUGUUAUAACUCAGCUUACAAUGAAUGAUGAUGUAUUAAAUGAGGAAGAGCUAGACAAGGAGUUACUAUGGAAUCUUCAACUUUUGUCUGAGAUUACUCGAGUGGAUGGGAAGAAGUUGCUUCUUUAUAGGGAACAACUUGUAAAGAUUCUCCAAAGAACUCUACAUUUAACCUGUAAGCAGGGUUACACUCUGUCCUGCAACCUUUUGCAUCACCUUCUUCGUUCUACCACACUCAUCUACCCUACAGAAUACUGCAGUGUGCCCGGUGGCUUUGACAGGCAUCUUUCUGAAUACUUUCCUAUCAAGGACUGGGGUAAACCAGGGGACCUUUGGAAUCUGGGAAUCCAGUGGCAUGUUCCUUCUUCCGAUGAAGUGGCGUUUGCCUUCUUUCUGUUGGACUCUUUUCUUCAGCCUGAACUCAUCAAACUCCAGCAGUGUGGGGAUGGAGAACUCGAAAUGUCUAGAGAUGAUGUUCUACAGAGUCUGACUAUAGUGCACAACUGUUUAAUUGGCUCAGGAAACCUCCUACCUCCAUUGAAAGGAGAGCCAGUUGCUAACUUGGUACCAAGCAUGGUGUCCUUGGAAGAGACAAAGUUAUAUACUGGACUUGAAUAUGAUCUAUCCAGAGAGAACCACCGAGAAGCAAUCGCUAGGGUCAUAAGGAAACUUCUCAACCAUAUACUUAAUAAUUCAGAAGAUGAUACCAAGUCCCUGUUUCUUAUCAUAAAGAUUAUUGGAGACCUUUUGCAAUUCCAAGGAUCUCACAAGCAUGAAUUUGAUUCCCGUUGGAAAAGCUUUAACCUAGUAAAGAAAUCAAUGGAAAAUCGGCUCCAUGGGAAAAAACAACAUAUCCGAGCACUGUUGAUUGACAGAGUAAUGUUGCAGCAUGAGCUACGAACACUAACUGUUGAAGGUUGUGAGUACAAAAAGGUACAUCAAGAUAUGAUCAGGGAUCUUCUUCGUUUAUCCACAAGUUCGUACAGUCAGGUCAGAAAUAAGGCUCAGCAAACAUUUUUUGCUGCCUUGGGAGCGUAUAACUUCUGCUGCAGAGAUAUUAUUCCCUUGGUUUUGGAGUUCUUACGACCUGACAGUGAAGAUGUCACACAACAGCAGUUCAAGGGUGCCUUGUAUUGUCUCCUUGGAAAUCACAGUGGCGUAUGCUUGGCAAACCUUCAUGAUUGGGACUGUAUUGUACAGACUUGGCCAGCAAUUGUUUCUUCUGGUCUUAGCAAAGCCAUGUCCCUGGAAAAACCAUCAAUAGUGAGACUGUUUGAUGACCUUGCAGAAAAGAUUCAUCGUCAGUAUGAAACAAUUGGCUUGGACUUCACAAUUCCCAAGUCAUGUGUUGAAAUAGCAGAAUUGCUUCAACAAUCAAAACACCCCUCUACCAACCAGAUGAUGCCUGGCUUAGAAGAAAUAAAAGAAGGACUUAGACGCCAACAAGUGAAGAAUGCUGAUGCCCUAAGGAACUAUGAAAAUUUGGUAAACACUUUGCUAGAUGGUGUGGAGCAGAGAAAUCUGCCCUGGAAAUUUGAACAUAUAGGCAUUGGGCUUCUGUCUCUACUCUUGAGAGAUGACCGAGUGUUACCUCUUCGUGCCAUACGUUUUUUUAUUGAGAAUCUCAACCAUGAUGCAAUUGUAGUUCGAAAGAUGGCAAUCUCAGCUGUUGCUGGUAUUCUUAAGCAGCUAAAAAGGACCCAUAAAAAGCUGACCAUCAACCCCUAUGAAAUCAGCGGAUACCCUAAAUCCACCCAAAUUCUUGCUGGUGAUAGGCCUGAUAAUCAUUGGUUGCAUUAUGAUAGCAAAAGUAUACCAAAAACUAAAAAAGAAUGGGAGUCAAGUUGCUUUGUGGAAAAAACUCACUGGGGAUACUACACCUGGCCACAGAAUAUGGUUGUUUAUGCUGGUGUAGAAGAACAGCCCAAGCUUGGCAGGAGCAGGGAGGAUUUGACAGAGGCAGAACAGAUCAUCUUUGAUCAUUUUUCUGAUCCUAAGUUUGUUGAACAAUUAAUUACUUUUCUAUCUUUAGAAGACAGAAAAGGAAAGGAUAAAUUUAAUCCUCGACGUUUUUGUCUCUUUAAGGGUAUAUUCAGAAAUUUUGAUGAUGCCUUUUUGCCAGUGCUGAAGCCCCACUUAGAACGUUUGGUUGCAGAUUCACAUGAAAGCACCCAGCGAUGUGUUGCAGAAAUUAUAGCUGGUUUAAUCAGAGGUUCUAAGCAUUGGACAUUUGAAAAGGUGGAGAAGCUUUGGGAGCUUCUGUGCCCUCUGCUUAGAACAGCGCUGUCCAACAUCACAGUGGAAACUUACAACGACUGGGGAACUUGUAUAGCAACGUCCUGUGAAAGCAGAGAUCCCCGGAAACUUCAUUGGCUUUUUGAGCUGCUGUUGGAAUCACCAUUGAGUGGUGAAGGUGGCUCCUUUGUAGAUGCAUGUCGCCUCUAUGUACUGCAAGGUGGCCUUGCCCAGCAAGAGUGGAGAGUGCCUGAGCUGUUGCACAGACUGUUGAAGUACUUGGAACCCAAACUCACCCAGGUUUACAAAAACGUCAGGGAAAGAAUAGGGAGUGUGCUGACCUACAUAUUCAUGAUUGAUGUUUCUUUGCCAAACACCGCGCCAACAGCAUCCCCUCGCGUUCCUGAGUUUACUGCUCGCAUUUUAGAGAAAUUGAAACCCCUCAUGGAUGUGGAUGAAGAGAUUCAGAACCAUGUCAUGGAAGAAAAUGGAAUUGGUGAAGAAGAUGAACGAACUCAGGGCAUUAAACUCUUAAAAACUAUAUUGAAAUGGCUGAUGGCGAGUGCAGGAAGAUCUUUCUCUACAGCAGUCACAGAACAACUGCAGCUGUUACCUUUGUUUUUUAAGAUUGCCCCAGUGGAAAAUGACAAUAGCUACGACGAACUGAAAAGAGAUGCAAAGUUAUGUUUAUCACUAAUGUCUCAGGGGUUGCUUUACCCUCAUCAAGUGCCUUUGGUACUUCAGGUGCUAAAACAAACAGCAAGAAGCAGUUCUUGGCAUGCUAGAUACACAGUGCUGACCUACCUCCAGACCAUGGUAUUUUACAACCUCUUUAUUUUCCUAAACAAUGAAGAUGCAGUUAAAGGUAUCAGGUGGCUGGUCAUAAGUCUUCUGGAGGAUGAACAGCUGGAGGUUCGAGAAAUGGCUGCGACCACCUUAAGUGGUCUGUUACAGUGUAACUUCCUUACCAUAGACAGUCCUAUGCAGAUUCAUUUUGAACAACUUUGCAAAACAAAACUACCGAAGAAAAGAAAGCGAGACCCUGGUUUCGUAGGAGAUACAAUUCCUUCUGCAGAGUUGGUCAAACGCCAUGCUGGGGUGCUAGGACUUGGUGCGUGUGUUCUUUCUAGUCCUUACGACGUUCCCACCUGGAUGCCCCAGCUCCUUAUGAAUCUGAGUGCACAUCUGAAUGACCCUCAGCCUAUUGAGAUGACUGUAAAGAAGACCUUAUCCAAUUUCCGAAGGACGCACCAUGACAACUGGCAGGAACACAAACAGCAGUUCACCGACGACCAGCUGAUUGUUCUCACCGAUCUCCUGGUCUCACCAUGCUACUAUGCAUAG
Messenger RNA from Pipistrellus nathusii (Nathusius's pipistrelle), 5535 nucleotides. Lineage: Eukaryota; Metazoa; Chordata; Mammalia; Chiroptera; Vespertilionidae. The record is from the annotation of a GenBank genome assembly.